UGGCCUACCUUUGUUUUGGUUUUGAUGGAUGGGUCCCCCGGCGAGUGAAGGCAGUCUCGUGCAGGCUGUGGACCAAUCAGGGCGGCUCUCACCGCAGCGGAGGGACAACAGUUCAGUGAGAGAUGGCGCCCAGCUCGAAAUCAGAAAAGGACGACGGCAAACAGAAAGCUCAAAGAAAACACAAGGACCAUGUCGUGAAGCUUCUCAUGCGAGGGAAGUUGUCAGGACAGUUUUCUCAGCGCCUGUUCAGGAAGCUCCCACCUCGAGUGUGUGUCCCUUUGAAAAACAUUGUCAGCGAGGAGUUCCUGAGAGCAGGACAUAUAUUUCUUGGCUUCACCAAAUGUGGCCGCUACGUUCUGUCCUACACCAGUGACUGUGGAGAAGAUGAUGAUUUCUCUUUCUAUACCUACCAUCUCUAUUGGUGGGAGUUCAAUCUGCACAGUAGACUCAAACAGGUCCAUCACGUGCGUCUGUUUGCAGGGGAGGAAAUCUACAGUGACCUGUACUUGACUGUGUGUGAGUGGCCAAAUGACCACUCCAAAAUUGUCAUCUUUGGCUUCAACACACGCAGUUCAAGCUCUGUUUUGAUGAACCUGAUGAUGAGUGAUGAGAACAACAGAGAUAUCUACAUCACCAUUGCCUCCAUGCCUCCUCCUAAACCUUGCUCUUACUGCUGCCCAGUUCCCUCGGCCACCACCAUACGCACAGGGAGUGGUGAGUGUCUCGAGCAUGGUUAUGUGCUGAACAGCAGGUACCAGGUGGUGUAUCCGUUCCCCACUUUCCAGCCAGCUUUCCAGCUGAAGAAGGACCAGGUGAUCCUGUUAAACACUAGCUACUCUCUGGUGGCCUGUGGCAUCUCACUCUGCUCAGGUAAGCAGGGUCAGUCGUCACAGAUCCUCUACACAAAGAGGGCGGCUUUGUCUAGUCAAGCGCCCGUGUCUCUUUCCUCCUCCUCGGUUUCUUCUUCGUCACUACCUCAGGGAUCUCCUGAAAGCCGACUGCCUCCUAGCAGACCCGCUCCGAUCCCCUCGUCUCCUAGCCAGUCUCAGGCGGCCGUCAGAGCCCGGGAGUUUGCAGCUGACCUCUUUAGGCGGGCCCAGGGAGGAGGAGGAGGAGGGAAAGAAACUGAGGGCCAGCAAGAGAGGCGAACAGCUGAUGGUGGUGAAAAAGAGGCAGCGCAGAUACCAGGAGACAAAGGGACACAUGUAGAGAGGAGGAGAGAGGAGGAGGAUUGUAGAGAGAGGAGGGAGGAGGAGAGACGGACUAGUUUACCACAAGCGUCGACAUCAGCUGUGCGCCACAGUUUGCAUCAGUGCCCGGAACAAGUGAUGUCUCCUGCAUCCUCUUCAUCAUCACCUUCGUCCCCUCCGACCCCGUCCUCAUCCCAGGAGGUCAACCCCAGCGAGCCUGGAUAUGUGAACUAUUCACACCUGCAUUACCGCCUCCAACAGCCAGGGACAGCUGAGCAGAAUACAGGAGGUUAUGAAGAUGAUAAGGUCCAGUUACCCUUCACAGUCACAGAUCUGAAAGGGCGGAACCUGCAGCUGGUCACUGGACCACACAAUGGACAGAGCGUAUGUGUUGAGCAGUUGACUCUAGACUUUGAGUAUCUUAUCAAUGAGGUGAUCAGGAGCGAUGCUGCCUGGGCCACUCAGUUCUGCUCCUUCAGUGACUAUGAUGUUGUGAUACUAGAGGUGUGUCCAGAGACCAACACUGUGAUGAUCAACAUUGGUCUGCUGUUACUGGCGUUCUCCAACUCAGAUGAGGAGCACUGCAGACCAAACACCUACCAUUCCAACCUGCAGGUUAGCUGGGAUUUAAACACAGGUGUGUGUUGCACUGUGGGUGUUGGUGACCUUACAGAGGUUAAAGGUCAGACCAGUGGGAGUGUGUGGAGUUCUUACAGGAAGUCCUGUGUGAACACGGUGAUGAAGUGGCUGGUUCCCGAGAGCAGCUCCCGCUACAUCAACCGCAUGACCAACGAAGCUCUGCACAAAGGCUCAUCUCUGCAAGUGUUGGCAGAUAGUGACCGAUGUACCUGGAUUGUAUUAUGAAGAAAGAAGAGGGCCACGAGUGUCAAAGCAACAGAAGCAAAAGCGCACACAUGCACAUCGACAUGGCCUGAUCUUCAGUAUGGAGCCCGACGGUAAUCUGAGUAAAGGUGCUCGUUCGGUGACUGCUCUUUGGUAAUAUGUAGUUAAAACGUGUCAAAAUGAAACCGAACCAAGAACGCUCCACAUGAAAUACUGCAGAGAUGAAGUGUUUUAGGUGAUCUGUGUUUAAAUGUGCAGGUUUCAUCUUCUUUUUUUUCCCUGUAAUUGUGUACUGUAUUAUUGCAGCCACCAAAACCAAGAGCUGGACUGAACAAAGUUUGAGUUUUUACUUUUUGUUUUUAUACAUAAAGGUGAACCGUUAUUGUGGUAUGAAUGGUUUUUUUGUGUGUCUGUAAAUGAACGUAUGCAUUAUCUGCACCUGUGUGAGGCCGACAAGGUGAUUUCAUCUAAAGAAUAAGUGUGUGUCUGUGUGUAUGAGUGUGUGCAUAUUUAGUGUUCAUGUAACAUCUGACGGAUUCUGCUGCUUCUGAACAAGUUGUUUCCUCAUCUGGCCUGGACCAGUUCAGUCUAGCUGUGUUCAUUCAUCAGGCUGCAGUAUUUAAAAUGACACAAAGAGAAACCAGUUCUGCAUCACUAGACUCGACUUCUAGCGUCUUUUUUUUUUUUUUUUCUUAAACGUCAUGGAAGUAGAGGGUUGUUGGGAGUCACCCGCUCAGCUGGUUGACAUGAUGCUGUGUGUUUACUGGCAUGGAAGUGAGACUAUUUUCAGUUGGGAUAUUUUGUUAAAAUAAAAUGUUCAAAAGA
Molecule: messenger RNA, 2858 nt
Organism: Toxotes jaculatrix (banded archerfish)
Lineage: Eukaryota; Metazoa; Chordata; Actinopteri; Toxotidae
Gene: dcaf15
Product: DDB1 and CUL4 associated factor 15
Exons: 13
Coding region: 123-2054 (643 amino acids)
Biological process (GO): protein ubiquitination
Cellular component (GO): Cul4-RING E3 ubiquitin ligase complex
Source: RefSeq, a predicted model, not a curated record